Messenger RNA from Brenthis ino (lesser marbled fritillary), 228 nucleotides. The record is from the annotation of a GenBank genome assembly. Lineage: Eukaryota; Metazoa; Arthropoda; Insecta; Lepidoptera; Nymphalidae.
AUGCGGUGCGGGACGGGGGGGUGUCAGCGACGGCAGAUGUGCCGCACAGCGCCAUCUAGCGGCCGCACAACGUCGCCAGGUGUGCGCGGCCCGCACCGCCACUUCCACCCGCCCUCAGCCUCAGUCCGCCGUCACGCACCGCCGCGAUCACACGUAACUACGCCUGCUAUAUGCCAUACGCCGGCAGCACGCGCGCGAUUCGAACGUAGUGCAUACACGACCGGUUCC